AGUGGAGCGGGACAUGAUGUCCGCAAACACCGAGAGAGGCGUCUACUGUGCCUGAAUCAAUCUGACCUGCAGGGCCUGCUUGGAUCUUCUCUGUAGCUGUCCGUUCGGGAUCUCAAAAGAUGAGUGUCGAGGUGGAGCGGAAGUUUGUGUGUGACGCCGGGAUGUGGAAACGGCUGGAAGAAAUCGGAGCUGUGUGUAUUGGUCAACGUGAGAUCCACGACCAGUACUUUGACACCCCAGAUUUUGAGCUGACUUUGAGGGACACGUGGCUACGUAAACGUGAAGACAGCUGGGAGCUGAAGUGUCCCCCAGCAGUCGGAAAGACGCAGGAGACGAGUGGAGAAGGACUGGAGGAGGCCUCUCUCUGUUCACGCUACAAGGAGAUCACCAGCCUCCCUGAGAUUCAAUCCAGAGUCAAAGAGGUCCUUAAGCACUGUGCUGGUGGUAGCCUCAACGCGGAUCCGCUCCCUGGUCCUUUGGUUACUGUCGGACAGGUAAGCCAUGAAGAACCAGGUGGACCAGAAGGAGUCGGCGACUCGUGGCCGGGGGAGCUGAACCUGCGGUGCUUUGCGGAGUUCACCACGGCCCGGCGAUCCUUCACCCUGCAGGAGGAGGGCGUGCAAAUAGAUCUGGAUCAGGCGGACUUCGGCUACACCGUGGGGGAGAUAGAAGUGCUGGUGCAGGAGGGAGAGGAGGUGGGGUCUGCUCUGGAGAAGAUCGAACGAGCAGCGAGGAGGCUGGGUUUGACCAGGAAUUUGCGAGUCGAAGGAAAAAUGGAUGUUUACCUCCAAAGAUUUUGCCCAGAGCAUUAUGUUAAACUACAAAGGGCACAUAUACUUUGAUAAAUGUUUUUAUAUUAAAGUUCAUACAUUUUAGGAAUUAUAUUUAAAUUGUACAAAUGUUUAACUGGUUUUCUUAAUUUACUUGCUACACAAGAAAAAUGUCUGUCUAUAUUAAAAUAUACUUCUGUAAAUUAAAAAAAUCUAUUUCUAUCUAA
Molecule: messenger RNA, 997 nt
Organism: Gadus morhua (Atlantic cod)
Lineage: Eukaryota; Metazoa; Chordata; Actinopteri; Gadiformes; Gadidae
Gene: thtpa
Product: thiamine triphosphatase
Exons: 4
Coding region: 120-842 (240 amino acids)
Biological process (GO): thiamine diphosphate metabolic process; dephosphorylation; thiamine metabolic process
Molecular function (GO): magnesium ion binding; thiamine triphosphate phosphatase activity
Source: RefSeq, a predicted model, not a curated record